This is a messenger RNA of Anopheles stephensi (Asian malaria mosquito), 3660 nucleotides long. RefSeq lists its product as uncharacterized. Bases 543 to 1892 code for a protein of 449 amino acids. Gene Ontology annotation, biological process: cytoskeleton organization. The record is from RefSeq and is a predicted model, not a curated record. Gene Ontology annotation, molecular function: protein binding. Lineage: Eukaryota; Metazoa; Arthropoda; Insecta; Diptera; Culicidae. The transcript is spliced from 11 exons.
UUUUAUGUAUCUCUGGCAGCCGUAGUGAGUGGAUGUGCGUGGAUGCGGGUCCCGUUUUUCCGCGAGUGAUAUUUUACAGCAUCCCGUACGCGUUUUUGCAUCAGCUUAUUCCACCUCGCUGCAAGUGCUGCAUCGGCUACUGCUGCAGGUGUUUUUAUUUUAUUCCGUUUAUUUUACCAUCAACAUCGUCAACGAUGUAAAAGUGUGUUCUUGUAGUACAUCCUGAAAGUGUAUGCGAGUGUGCGUGUGUGUAUGUUUCCUCAGUGAGCAAUAAAGGACACACCUGGUGUUCCGCCCCCAGCAGUGAAUAUCUACACUUAGAUGCCAAGGGUUGCUGUGAUUCGUGUGAUUGAAAAGUAUGAAGUACCAUUCCGGUAGCAGCAGUCAAGCUGGUUGUGUGUUUUAAAUCGAUCGAGUAGGCCUUUCCGUUCCGCCUGUCCGUCUGUCCGUCUGUCCGCCUGUCUGUCUGUUUAUCCUGCUGUGUGACUAACCACAGUCAGCCGCGAAACUGUUUACGCCGGUACGCACCGAGCAACGACAUCAUGGCACGGCUCACGGAAGAAAUGGUCAUUGCUCGCUCGAAGCAAUCGGACCUGGCCGCUAUCAAGAAGCUCAACUGUUGGGGUAGCGAACUGAGCGACGUUUCCAUCAUUCGACGCAUGCGUGGUGUUGAAGUGCUUGCUUUCAGUGUUAAUCGAAUCAGUACACUAGCGGAUUUCGAAAACUGUAUAAAUCUACAGGAGUUGUACCUCAGGAAGAACAAUCUGACCGACAUCGAUGAGCUGGUGUAUCUGCAGAAUCUUCCCAAGCUGAAAUACCUUUGGCUGGAGGAAAAUCCGCUGGUCGACAGUGCCGGACCAAGCUAUCGGCAGAUAGUGUUACGCGCGUUGCCAAACCUCAAGAAGCUGGACAAUGUCGAUGUGACGCCGGAGGAGGUAGCCGAAGCGAUGCGGGCGCCGGUCGCUCAACCGCAACGGCACGAGGUGUACGAAAAUCCUUCACCGCCACCGCCGCAGCAACAGCCACCGCCAGUGUCCCAACAGCAACAGUACCGUCAGCAGAGUCCUGUCAUAGAGCAGAUGAGUCCAGAAAAUACGGAAUCCGAGUGCAUCAGUGAUCCGGCGGAUCGGGCCUCGAUCCCAUCCUCACCGUUGCAGCGAAGCCCUCCGAACAGGGACUGCUACUCACCACCAUCGACACAGGCACCGAACUCGCAUGCCUCUUCGCACUACAACACGAACAAUCACCGCGGUUCCUACCAGCAGUACGAUAGGUCACCAGGCUCGGACCAGGACAGCCCAAUGUCGGGCUACCGAGAACGGGUACCGAUUGCACCUAGUAUGUCAACGCACUCGAUGAAGGAAUACUACCAAUCGGAUUAUCAGCGCCAGAAUCCACCCGCCCACUACCGCCACAGCCAGAUGGAUCUAACCGAGUGGGACGAAUCAUCGCCGGCCGGCCAUCAUCAGAAUAAUAACAACAACGGCGGACAGCACUCGUCCAACAGCCACCAUCAGCAGCAGCAACAGAAUCACCACGGUCAAUCAAACUAUCAACAGAACCGACGAAGCAUCGCCGGCAGUACAGUGAACGAGCGGGAGCUGUACCAGUAUCGAAAUGGAAACGGCAAGGGCCCAGAAUCGCGUGACGAAUGGGAGGAUGUCGAUCGGCGAAGGAAUGAAAAUAGGAGAUCCGACUCUCGGUUCAACGAUAGUGCAAGCGUCAUCUCCAAUGCACUGCUGAACCACUUUGCCGGUGUUCAUCGGAGGCCUGUCAGUAGAAACUCAAAUCUACUUUCGGCCACCCUCUGUCUGGUGAAGGAACUCGACUAUCCAAGCCUCGAGGUUGUGGAGCACGCGGUCCGAUGUCGCAUCGAUGAGCUGGCAGAGUAGAGCCAUCCUCCUGUCUGCCUCCUGUGUGUGUGGUUCGCCAGAAGAGGGACUAAUGUGGUUGCUAAUCGGUUUUAAUGUACCUUUUCUUUUCGUAAUCGUUCUCCUAACCACUCCGUCGAUGGAAGCUUACUCGAAAGCGCAGAAGAAAUUGUAUCACUCAGUUGUUUUACGUCGUACAGGAUGUAUAAUCAGAAUUCAUUCCAUUCUUCAAGCGAAGUGUACGCCGAAGUGUGUGUGUGUACGAAGUCUUCCGCGAAAACAGAAGGAAUAUAAGACAGAACUGAGAAACGAAGCGAUGUAAGGUAAAUAACUAAUUAGAAACAAACGCUGCUACCACUUGCUACUACUCUCACCGUGGUGUAGCAUAUCCUUAACCUUUUUCGAUCGUCUUUGCUCCCGAUUUCUGAUGUCAACCAUGUUCUCAAAGCAAUAACUCCGCUCUAAUCGAUAAUCGUAACAGUGCGCGGUUGUAUAAAUCAUUUAAGAUGAGCCGACGCGGGAACGAGAAGGAUACGAUUCAGUUCUUUUGUACCGAGCGUAUACCGGAGCGUAGGAAAAAAAGACUUAAUAAUAUAACAAUUACCGGGGAAAAAAUAUAACCUUACAGUAGGUUGAAGAACAUACAUGCAAUCGAUGUGGGGAUAUGUGGUGCGGUAUGGUUUGGGUGGGAACUCUGUGAGAAGGAGCGGCAGGAAAGCACAAUUUGCCAACAAUAUUAAAAAAAAACGGUAGUCGUAGCCGCCGGUAGUUAAACUGUGGUAGUUUGAAAACAGUAGAAACAAUAUGAAAAUUCUUACACUAAUGUAAAAUAACCUCACUAAAGGAAACAAAAUCAAGCAGGAAUCGUCGUGGUUCGAUAUGGCAAAAGAGGAGGGUUUUCCUUUCGAUUGCGACUACAUUAUUCCUACCGCUCCUCUCAGUUUCUUUUGUCUGUUACUUACUUAAGCUAGCUUACCGUCAAUCAUACCAGAACCGCCGGAAAAUGAAUGCUUUAGCUUGUUGCCUUCUUAAGUUAAACGAACGGGGUGUGCAUAACAAUAGGGAAGUACGGUUUUUUUUAUAGUUAGGAAAUGGAACAGGGUUAAGCGAGAUGAACAGACGCGUUGCAUUUUAUUGGAUGGGCCCUUAAGCAUGAUGGGAUUAUACGGAGGGCCACCGUGUGCCACCUUUCAGUCGAUGGCAGUACAAAUUUCGUUAGCACAGCAUCACAAUUCUGCGCACUGUCCAUACACGUCGCCGUAGCCUUAGUUUGCUCGUUUUGCUACCGGAUAGUUUAGUAUGGUAAUGCCGGCCUGGCCGGGGAACGAUGAUGGUGUUAAUUUGCUGUUGAUCGUGCUUUAACCGUCCACCGGCCAAUGUGUGACCGAUGUGUGCAAUCCGAAUCCAGCGCUAGGUGGGUUAGGGUCCGUUACAACCACCCGGCUGGCAGAAACAUCCAUAGAAUGGAAUUAAUGGUUUUUUUUCUACUGCGCGUUUUAAUAAUCUUAGAAAAACAACUGCCGGUUGAGUUGCGCUUUCUCUUUUUAAGUUCUCGUUUCGAAGACGAAAGGCUUUAGGGAUGUGUGAGCGUGUGUUGAGGAGAAAGGUUUCGGUUAACAGUGCUAGGAAUAUUAUUAUUUUAAGAGAGAUUUAAACGUGGAAGUGAACGCCAGAGGCAAAGGAAGUUUUCUUAGAAAAAAGGGGGAAACAGAAAAACAAUUUAAUUCGUGAAAACUGAAACUCUUGUAACAUACACUAUUAAUAAAGGUACUAAUAGAAUAACAAGGUA